Anthostomella pinea is the source of this 312-nucleotide messenger RNA. The record is from the annotation of a GenBank genome assembly. NCBI's taxonomy places the organism in Eukaryota, Fungi, Ascomycota, Sordariomycetes, Xylariales, Xylariaceae.
AUGUCCAUUGCAUUCCGGCUCUUUCCCCAGAGUGACAUGCGCUCGUCUGCGCACUAUCCCAAGGCCAUCUUCAGGCAGAACAAAGCCUACGUCGACACCCAUCUCCUCAGCAAGCUCCUCGCGCCAACCCUGAUAGCCACCGCUGACCCCAAUUCCGUGUUCGCUGUCCGGGUUUCCUCCUCAGCAGCCGAGGCCCCGUUCGCGCCCAAGUGCGGCGUCCCGAUGGUUAAUCUCGACCGGGGCGCAGGCUACCGCGCGCGUCCUAGCAACUUUGCCUGUUACUGUAUUAGCAAGGGAGGCAAUUACUUGUAG